AUGUUGACCUUUGUCCAGAAGUCACAUCUCCGAGUGCAUCAGAAAAUUCACACAGGAGAGAAACCUCAUGAAUGUAAUGACUGCGGCAAAGCCUUCAGCCAUAAGUCACAACUCAUAACCCAUCAGAGAAUUCACACAGGGGAGAAACCUUAUGAAUGUAAUGACUGUGGCAAAUCCUUUGGCUUGAGGUCAGCACUCAUGAAACAUCAGAGAAUUCACUCAGGAGAAAAACCUUAUGAAUGUAAUGACUGUGGAAAAACCUUCAGCCGUAAGUCACAUCUUGUAAUGCAUCAGAGAAUUCACACAGGAGAGAAACCUUAUGAAUGUAAUGCCUGUGGAAAAGCAUUUGGCCAGAAGUCACAUCUCAGAGUGCAUCAGAGAAUUCACACAGGGGAGAAAUUUUAUGAAUGUAAUAACUGUGGGAUAGCCUUUGGUUUGAAGUCAGACCUCAUCAAACAUCAGAAAAUUCACAUGGCAGAGAAACCUUAUGAAUGUAAUGACUGUAGAAAAGUCUUUAGCUAUAAGUCACAACUCAUAACCCAUCAGAGAAUUCACAAAGGAGAGAAACCUUAUAAAUGCAAUGCCUGUGGAAAAGCCUUUGGCCAGAAGUCACAUCUCAGAGUGCAUCAGAGAAUUCACAAAGGGGAGAAAACUUGUGAAUGUAAUGAAUGCGGCAAAGCCUUUGGCUUAAAGUCAGCACUCAUCAAACAUCAGAGAAUUCACACAGGGGAGAAACCUUAUAAAUGUAAUGACUGUGGCAAAGCCUUUGGCUCAAAGUCACAACUCAUAAACCAUCAGAGAAUUCACACAGGGGAGAAACCCUAUGAAUGUAAUGACUGUGGAAAAGCUUUUGGCCAGAAGUCAAAUCUCAUAACUCAUCAGAGAAUUCACACAGGAGAGAAACCUUAUAAAUGCAGUGACUGUGGAAAAGCCUUCAGCAGGAAGUCAGACCUCAUAACCCAUCAGAGAAUUCACACAGGAGAGAAACCUUAUAAAUGCAAUGACUGUGGAAAAGCCUUUUGCAGGAAGUCACAUCUUGUAAUCCAUCAGAAAAUUCACACAGGAGAGAAAUCUUAUGAAUGCAAUGACUGUGGAAAAGCCUUUGGCCAGAGGUCACAUCUCAUAAUUCAUCAAAGAAUUCACACAGGGGAGAAACCUUAUGAAUGUAGUGACUGUGGAAAAGCCUUCAGCCUUAAAUCACAUCUCAUGAUCCAUCAGAGAAUUCACACAGGGGAGAAACCUUAUGAAUGUAAAGACUGUAGAAAAGCCUUUGGACAAAAGUCACAUCUCAUGAUCCAUCAGAGAAUUCACACAGGGGAGAAACCUUAUGAAUGUAACGUCUGUGGAAAAGCCUUUGUCCAGAAGGCAGACCUUAUCAAACAUCAGAGAAUUCACACAGGGUAGAAUCCUUAUGAAUGUGAUGUCUGAAAAAGCCUUCAGAUAUAAGUCACAGAUCAUAAUCUAUCAGAGAAUUCACACAGGAGAGAUGCCUUAUGAAUGCAUUCCCUGUAGAAAAUUCUUUGUGAAAAUCCCACCUUGUCAGAAUUCACAUA
Molecule: messenger RNA, 1553 nt
Organism: Lepus europaeus (European hare)
Lineage: Eukaryota; Metazoa; Chordata; Mammalia; Lagomorpha; Leporidae
Product: zinc finger protein 665-like
Exons: 2
Coding region: 1-1404 (467 amino acids)
Source: RefSeq, a predicted model, not a curated record